Messenger RNA from Rhopilema esculentum, 1250 nucleotides. Its product is annotated as decapping and exoribonuclease protein. Gene Ontology annotation, cellular component: cytosol; nucleus. Lineage: Eukaryota; Metazoa; Cnidaria; Scyphozoa; Rhizostomeae; Rhizostomatidae. Gene Ontology annotation, molecular function: mRNA 5'-diphosphatase activity. The record is from RefSeq and is a predicted model, not a curated record. Gene Ontology annotation, biological process: NAD-cap decapping; nuclear-transcribed mRNA catabolic process.
CAAACGAGUCUAUGGAUAGUUUUGUUUUUAGUCAUGAAGAGAGGGCACGAAACCUUGGACGAAGCAAGAGAUUUAAGUGGAGAACAGACUUUAAAAAAGUUUAUUGUAAAUGAGAAAUUUAUCUUUGAAAUUAAGCAUGCUGAAGCUUAUCUUCAUGAAUGCCCUUUUUUUCGCCAGCCUGCAGAAUUCGGUGCCUUUUCUUUGGAUAUUGAUAGAAAAUACAUGAAUACCAACGAGAAGAUGAGGGAAUAUGUACCAUCAGUAAAGCGUGAUCCCCAAUUCGACUUAAACGUUGGCUUUAAAACCUUAACUGCAAGGGACGAGGAUGUCCAAGAGAGACUGGACCACUUACUACAGUGGGUCGAUCUUCACAGAGACAGAUUUAAGUUGUCCACUGACAGUCACCCAGUAAGCUUGCAUACAGAUUUCUUAACAUGGCGAGGGCAUCUUGUAAAAAUCCUCUUGACACCCUAUGAGAAAAGGGAGCCAUGGCGGAUGGAUGCUUGUAAACACAAUGGUACAAUCUUCAUAUCUGAAGUUGAAACUGAAGAAAAAAGAGUGCAAAGAUUGAAACAAAGUGAGAGACAAAAAGAAAUGUGUUACUGGGGAUACAAAUUUGAGGAUUACAUGACAAAACCGUUGUCAGGGAAUAAAGCAACAGAGAAGUGUUCAAAGAAUGUAACAAACAAUUGUGAAGCAUACUGCAGUGUUGUGCGGACAAGAAUGAGCAGUCACUCACUGGUGUUUGGAGCUGAAGUUGAUUGCUGCACCUUGACAGAUGGCAAAGUAAAGGGACCAGGUUCUUAUGUAGAACUAAAAACCACAAGAAUAUUAGACAACCCACGGCAGGCCAGGAACUUUGCGAAUUUUAAGUUAAUCAAAUUCUGGGCUCAGAGCUUCCUGGCAGGAGUACCAAAAGUGGUGUGCGGAAUGAGAGAUGACAAUGGCAUUGUAAGAAAAAUUAAAAACUAUGUUACUUUAGACAUACCAGACAUAGCUUUAAGGGAGGGUGCAAGAUGGAAACCAGCUGUUUGCUUGAAUUUUCUUGAUCAGUUCUUGCAGUGGAUGAAAGAAAAGGUUGUUGAUGAUGACCACAAUGUUGUGUACUCUUUCAGGUAUCAAGAGCCUUUUCAUGUAAUUGAGAUGAAGAGACUCCCCUAUGGUGAAGAAUGUUUUCUUCCGGAUUGGUUUUUAAAGUAAUUCAAAUAAGGUUUGUAAAUUUUAUCAAGCAGAUAAAAGUAUAACUUGAA